CAUCUAUACAAUAUAAAUACGCGCCGGUACUUGCAGAAAUUAUUCAGUUGCCAACCUUAGCAGCCUCAACAUGUACGCCAAGCUGAUCGUUGCUCUGUGCGCCGUGGGCCUCGCCCGUGCCGGUGGCCUCUACGAGGCUCCCCUGGCCUACAGCAGCCACGCCAUCGCCGCGCCCGCCGUGGUGACCAAGACCAUCUCCCCCGCCGUGUCCUCCUACUCCUCCUACUCCACCCACACCGCGCAUGGCUCCCCCGUGGCUGCCUACGCCGCCGCCCCCGUGGCUGCCUACGCCGCUGCUCCCGUGGCCGCUUACGCCGCCGCUCCCGUGGUCGCCAAGACCUACGCCGCUGCUCCCGUAGCCACCUACGCCGCUGCCCCCAUCGUGGCUAAGACCUACGCCGCCCCCGCCGUGGCCAGCUACGCCGCUGCCCCCGCCGUCGUGACCAAGACCAUCUCCCCCGCUGUGUCCUCCGUCUCCUCCUACUCCUCCACCACCUCCCACGGCUCCCCCGUGGCCUACGCCGCUGCCCCCGUCGUAGCUAAGGCCUACGCCGCGCCCGCGUACGCUGCUUACUCCGCGCCCGCGUACUCCGCGUACUCCGCCCCCGCUGUGGCUGCGUACUCUGCCCCCGUCACCACCUACGCCGCGGCCGCCCCCGUCCUGAAAUCAGCUGUCGCGUACUCCGCUGCCCCCGCUGUCUCCCACAUCUCCUACAGCGGACACGGUGCCAACUAUGGUUGGUAAACUGAAUCUAGUCUACCUGUUU
This is a messenger RNA of Ostrinia furnacalis (Asian corn borer), 767 nucleotides long. RefSeq names its product pupal cuticle protein C1B-like. The transcript is spliced from 2 exons. The record is from RefSeq and is a predicted model, not a curated record. NCBI's taxonomy places the organism in Eukaryota, Metazoa, Arthropoda, Insecta, Lepidoptera, Crambidae. The coding region runs from base 71 to 745 and encodes 224 amino acids.